GCUGCAGGGUGCUGUUGUGAUGCUACCGGCAGAAGAAAAAACAGCAGACAAUUUUAUUUCAAUGUUCUUCUUUUUAUAGUCACUGUUUUUGUUUUCGGUUAAUUUUAUAGCAUUGCAGAAAUGAAGAUUUGGAGCACGGAACACAUAUUCGGCUAUCCCUGGGAGACAGUGAUCAAAGCAGCAAUGAGAAAGUACCCCAAUCCCAUGAACCCCAGUGUGGUAGGAGUGGAUGUCCUGGACAGGAACCUGGACAAUCAUGGCCGUCUCCACAGUCAUCGGCUGCUGAGCACCGAGUGGGGCCUGCCAAGUGUGGUGCGAGCGAUACUGGGGACAAGUCGCACCACUACAUACAUUAAAGAGCAUUCCAUUGUUGAUCCUGAAGAGAAGAAAAUGGAGCUUUGCUCAACAAAUAUAACCCUAACAAAUUUAGUGUCUGUAGAUGAAAGACUUGUUUACAGACCACAUCCUGAAAACCCAGACAUAACAAUCUUAACCCAAGAGGCAAUAAUUACAGUGAAAGGAGUCAGUUUGAGCAGCUACCUUGAGAGUCUGAUGGCGCUUAGUAUGACUGCUAAUGCAAGAAAGGGCUGGGAUGCCAUUGAGUGGAUCAUUAAGAACUCUGAACGGGAGAACGUACCUUUUAUAUGACGUAUGCUGAGCAGCAAUAAUCUCUACCACCUCAGUAAUAAAACGGGCCAAAUAGUAAGGUGUGAGCGUGUGCGUGUGAUUUGGUCUUCACCAGCGCUGGAACCCCCAUCUAACUCAACCGAGUUUACACCUACUGUAGACACCUAUUGUACAGUAAGUGUGAGCUUCUUUUCAAUGUUUGAAGCAUCACAGUGGAAAUCUCCUUUUUAAGCGUACAUACACUAGUUGAAGUCACUGUUGAAGGAAGUAUGGAUUAUUUAGUUUGAAUGGUAAUAUGCACUUCAAAUGCUCUCACUACCUCCUUGUAAGAAUCUUCGGGUAUCCAUUAGGAUUAUUAUGUAAGUUAGUUGUUGUCCGUGUUACAUGAAGCAUGUUUAUUAUGUUCUUAGUCAUUAAGUGUUUUUUUUUACUUGUUGUUUUUGUUUAUAAAUAUUUAUUGAUGUUAAUACUUAUUAACUUAAUAAUUCAAUUACCCCAAAAUGUUUACACAUUCUCGUUUGUUUCGUUUUACUUUUGUGUUACUAAUGUAGUAUCAGAUGCAAGACGUUAUAUUUAUUUUUAUUGAAGAAUCUUAUUGCUCAAUGUUAAAGCUAAAACAAGCUCUAGCGUUAUUUAUUAUUAAUUUUUUAUUUUUUUAUUAUAUACCUGUUUUUCUUGUAUAAGUUCAUUAUCAAUGUUUUCAAAAAAUGUAUAAUGCAUUACGUGUAUCAUCCCACCAGUGCACAAUUGACAGUUAAACAGUUAUUUUGGGAAAAAUUUAUAUAAAGCAUGUCACCAUCAGCAAGCAUUUUUGUGCAAUGAAAAGAAAAUGCACAGCCUCCUUGUAGCCCUUUGAAAUAAUGUUUACUUUAAAAAAUAUAUAUUUUACUGUGCUUUAUGGGAAACUGCAAGAAAUAAAAACCAGCCAUCAGUGUAAUCAUUUGUAUAAAUGAAACAUAUUGUUUAUUACUAGUAGGCCCGUCACAGUUAUUCAAACCAUUAGCAUUGAAACGGUUAAAUGUUCUUGCACAGUUCAUACAUAUUAAAAGAAUUUGCAUUCCUUUUUUUGUAACUUAAUCAAGACAACAUAAAAUGUACAGGGCUAUACACAGCACUAUGGCCUUGUACCUCGAGGGUCGAGGGUUCUAUUCCCUCCCUCGGGUUUGUGGAGUUUGCAUGCCCUCCCUCCCUGUGUUUGCCAGGGUUCCUCUGGGUACUCUGGUUUUCUCCUACAGUCCGAAGAUGUGCAGAUUAGGUUAAUUGGUGUUCCCAAAUUGCCCACUGUGUAUGUGUGUGUGUGUGUGUGUGUGUGUGUGUGUGUGUGCACGUUCGAUGGAUUGGCAGCCCAUCUAGGGUUUACCCUACCUCAAGCCCAGAGUCCCUUGGGAUAAGCAUCUGGCCCCUCGUGACCCUGUGCAGGAUAAGAGAUAUAGAAAAUGAUUAAAUAUAGCUUUUUAUGUGCAUUAUUCCACAAUUAAUACCAUGUGCAUUAAUUUAAAUGGCUGCAAGUCAACAUGAUAGACAUUUAAACUGUUUAUUGCAGUCAUUUGUCAGCCGAUGUGUUAUAACUGUGACAGGUCUACCAUCUAACAUAAGGAGGAACAUAUUGAAGAACCUCGUAUUUGGUGCUAAAAUGCAUGCUUGAAACUUUUUGCUAAACACUCUUUUCUUAGUGUACUGAUGGGACGCACAAGUGACAGGUCUCCUUGCUGUACUAUGUUAAAAUAACUCCUGGUUCUGGCGUAGAUUGUAUUUCUUACUGUUUCUUGUUCGUUGCCAUAGUAGACGCAGCAUGAUAAUAAAACUUAAUGGCAGCAAAAAUGUUACAAAGAAAUAUGUAUGUGUUUUGUUUAUUUAUUUGUUGUACUUUUAUAUAGGAUGUUUUAUUUGAAGCAAGGAUAUCCCAAGGCUGUUAACAUCUAUAUAAGAUAAAUCACAUGAGGGUCCAGCUGAAAACGCAAACAGUUUUCCCAGUAUAUCACACAAAUAUUUCCACUGUAUUUUUAUUUGCCAUACUGUUGUAUCAAAGCAACAACCUUCUGCAUGUCUUCGUCAUGUUCACAUUAAUGCAUAAGUACAGCAUCCAGAGGAACCCCUGCUAAUUACAUUUAAUCCUUUAUAAAAGACUACUAGUCAAUUUUAAAAAGCAUAUUACGCUAUAUACAGUACUGUAAGAUUUAAGACCAGUGUUCUUCUGGCAAAGCAAUUUUUCCUUUCACCAACGAAUGUACAAAUUGAAACUCAUUUCAUGCACACGCUCUGUAGAGCUGGAGAAAUUGCUUGCGCACAUUUAGAAUUCAUUAAGAGAUCUCACUUGCACUACACUAUGUGGCCAAAGGUUUGUGGACACCUUACCUUUACACUAGUAUGUGUUUGUUAAACCCUCAAUUCCAGAUUUAUUCCUCGUUUGCUGUUAUAUUAACUUCCACGUUUCUGGAAGGUCUUGCCACAAGAUUUUGGAGAGCGGCUGCGUGGAUUUGUGUCCAGGCAGCUACAAGAGAAUUUCUAGUGAAAUUAAGCAUUUAGGGUAAGGAGACCCCAGAUGCAGUCGGUAUUCCAAUUAACUCCAAAUGCUUUCAGUGGGGUUGAGUUUCAGGAUCGUGCCCAUCAAUCGAGUGCGUUCACUCCAACCUUUACGAAGCAUGUCUAUAUGGAGCUCACUUUGAGCACAUGCACAUUGUCAUGCUGGAACAGGUUUGGGCUUCUUAGUUCCAGUAAAGAGAAAUGAAGUUGUAAUUGUACAGCAUAUAAAAACACUCCAGACAUCUGUGCGCUUCUGAGUUUGUGACAAGUGUUUUGGCCACAGGGGAUGUACUGUAGGUGUACAAUAGGCGUGAUGGUCAGGUGUCCACAUAUGUUCGGCCUUUAUGGUGUAUUUUAUUUUCAGAUAUUGCUUCUAACAGUAAAGAAUACGUAUUUGUAAAUUGUUCCAUGAUACAUUAAAUACUACUGAACCAGUGGCAGCUUUUGCCAAACAUAAAUAAUUCUUUUGAGUGUGUAAAGCUGCUUUGCGACAAUGUCAAUUGUUAAAAGCGCUAUACAAAUAAAAUAGAAUUUUGUUAUCCACAGUUUAAGCCUUUAUUAAAUUGGUUUUCAAAAAGUUUUAUCAGUGUUUUUAGUUUUCUCGCCUAGAUUUUGCUGUUAAUGAGAACAAUAAAUUGGACGAAUUAUUUUAUGAUUAGAUUCUAAAUGUUUUACAUUCAUCUGUCUUUCUUGUUGUUUGUAACGUGCACUGAAGUGUGAUUUUUCUUCUGGAUGGUUUCUGACAUUUACCAUUCUUUGUGAUGAAGCUGUAGGGGAUUUAGACUGGCUUUUUCUACAGAGUCUACAGCAUGAUGACCAGAUAAAUAGCUCCAAAUCCCAAGGAAGGUGGUGUAGAUCAAACAAUUCAUUCCUUUUUGUGUUAAUACUAAGCUAAUUGGUUGAAAGAUAAGGAAUUACUAUAAGUAUUAUGAACUUUAUUUGUAAUAACAAGCUGAAUUCUGCAAACCCUUUACAUAAUUAAUUGCCUUACAGAACACUCCUAGUCAAGAAUUUACAAUUGGCUUGUGACCCAAAUUCACAUAGUUGCUAAAAAUAUGUAGAUUCCCUAACAUUUCUUUUGACUAAGUGUUGUUAGUCUUUCAGCUGCUCCGGUCAAGGCAUCACCACAGGGGACCAUCCGAUCUGAACUUGGCACAGGUUUUAUACCGGAUGCCUUCCUGACACAACCCUCCUAUUUUAUCACGGCUUUUGAACUAGCUUGAGUAGCUAUAGUUUGGGCAUCAGUUGGGAAUUGAACCCGGACCUUCUGCAUGGCAGACGAGAAACCGAACACUGAGCCACCAAUCUUCAACACUGCACAUAAACAUUUUUUACAUUAUCAUACAUAAAGCUGCUGUUUAGAAAGUUGUUUUAUUUUUAUUUAAACCAUGCUUAUUUUAUCUUGUCAAAUUUAGAUCAAUUUGAAUAAAAUGUACCUACUGAACAGUGUGACUAAUCUACUAAGACAGACCAGCCCAUUAUUUCCAUUAUGGU
Clarias gariepinus (North African catfish) is the source of this 4644-nucleotide messenger RNA. It is a transcript of the gene prelid3a, whose product is annotated as PRELI domain containing 3A. Gene Ontology annotation, biological process: phospholipid transport. Gene Ontology annotation, cellular component: mitochondrial intermembrane space. The record is from RefSeq and is a predicted model, not a curated record. Lineage: Eukaryota; Metazoa; Chordata; Actinopteri; Siluriformes; Clariidae. Gene Ontology annotation, molecular function: phosphatidic acid transfer activity. The transcript is spliced from 7 exons. The coding region runs from base 121 to 648 and encodes 175 amino acids.